Dendroctonus ponderosae (mountain pine beetle) is the source of this 3010-nucleotide messenger RNA. RefSeq names its product synapsin. Gene Ontology annotation, molecular function: metal ion binding; ATP binding. NCBI's taxonomy places the organism in Eukaryota, Metazoa, Arthropoda, Insecta, Coleoptera, Curculionidae. The coding region runs from base 1 to 1713 and encodes 570 amino acids. Gene Ontology annotation, cellular component: synaptic vesicle membrane; synaptic vesicle. The transcript has 11 exons. Gene Ontology annotation, biological process: neurotransmitter secretion. The record is from RefSeq and is a predicted model, not a curated record.
AUGUUCUCUUGGUGUCCAAGGGCGAGGUGCUUCAUUUUCUUCGACAAAAUUAACGAGUGCGGCAAAUAUUGCGGCCAACCCGCCAACGGCCCCACCAUUUCGUUCAGCAGCUUCCGCCAGUCUUUCACCUCCAAUGUCAACUACUUGAAACGUCGAUUCAGCUCCGGGGAUUUGUCCUCGGAGUGUGAUGAAGCUGACGCCCAUAUCGACCACUACACAAAAUCACCGCCGGUCACCUCCCAACCCCAGGCUCCGCCGCCUCCUCCACCAUCGCAAUCGAGCACCAGCAGUGAUUUAUCGCUCAAUCUUCGGGCUGGAUCGAAAACAACCAGCGCUCCCAGUUCUCCAGCAAAGUCACGCGAAAGUCUUCUCCAAAGGGUGCAGUCUUUGACCGGACAGGCCCGCGAUCAAGGCGCUUCCAUUCUAGGAGCCGCAGUGUCUGGUGCCAGUCGAGUCACGUCUUCGGGCUCAGGCCGCCAUCUGAGCCUGCUGGUGAUCGAUGAUCAGAACACCGAUUGGAGCAAAUAUUUCCGGGGCAAGCGGAUUGGGGAUUAUGAAAUUCGGGUGGAACAAGCAGAGUUUCGUGAAUUGACCGUCACUGCCACUUCGGAGGGCGCUAAUGUGUCCAUGGCCGUUUAUAGGGGCGGCACGCGUGUUGGCCGCUCCUUCCGCCCAGAUUUCCUUCUGGUCAGGCAAAAUCUCAAAGACGCCGGUGAAGAUCACAAAAAACUGCUGCUGGCCAUGAAGUUUGGCGGAGUUCCCAGCAUCAAUAAUCUGAAUGCGAUUUACAACUUUCAGGAUAAACCGUGGGUUUUCGGACAUUUAGUGCAACUGCAAAGACGAUUAGGAAAGGACAGUUUUCCGCUGAUCGAACAAACGUUUUACCCCGACCACACAGAAAUGAUAACCGCGCCUCGAUUUCCAGUUGUGCUGAAAAUUGGGCACGCACAUGGCGGCCUAGGAAAAGUCAAGGUGGACAACAUUAACGAUUUCCAAGACAUGGCAAGCGUGGUGGCGGUAGCAAACACCUACUGUACCGUUGAGCCGUACGUCGACUCCAAAUACGAUAUCCACGUGCAGAAGAUUGGGAACAACUACAAAGCCUUCAUGCGAAAAUCCAUUUCUGGCUGCUGGAAGACCAACACUGGAAGUGCCAUGCUUGAGCAAAUCUCCAUGCCCGAUAGGUACAGGACUUGGGUAGACGAAGUGGCUGAUCUAUUUGGAGGUCUGGAUAUAUGUGCCUUGGAAGUGGUUGUUUCCAAGGAUGGCAAGGAAUUCAUUAUAGAGGUCAAUGACAGUGCGUUGACUCUGCUCGGCGACUCGCAGGAAGAAGAUCGAAGACACAUCGCUGAUCUGGUGGCUUCAAGAAUGCAGGCCAUUUGCAGACCAAAAACUCCCCCAGGAGGCGAAGAGCCGGUUCCGCCUCCAGUUGGCCCUAGAGGAAUUCUGAGCAGUAUCAGCAGUCUGACCCAUCCGGAUACUCCACCACUGUCCACUUCUGAUCAUCCGUCGCUCAGCAGUAUUGGAAGACGUGAUAGUCAAGCGUCUCAGUCCAGCACAAUUAGUAGCGCCCCAAGCACGGGACGCCUUCCAGAACCACCGCCCAGGCCUUUCCAAAGACAGGGAAGCCAGCAGGCUUCGGUACCGGAAGAUACUGAAGACACAAUGAAAAAUCUCAGGAAAACCUUUGCCGGAAUCUUCGGCGAUAUGUAACUUUUUUCGUUAUAAAAGCAACGUUUUUUAUUUCAUGUUGUUUAAUCCCAUGAUAUUUCGACGCAACUCACAAAGUGAAAAAACACACCAAUUUUUUGUGGCGGGAUUUAGAACCCAUUGGUUCCUAGGAGCAUUUUUGUUGGUUCAAACUAAUUCAACAUAUUGGAAACUAGGAAAGGAACGAGCGGAAAUGUUUCUGCUUCAAGAUCCGACAUCUGGAAGGACUGAAUACGAUCAACUAAUCUCAAGCCUAGAUGAUCGUUAAUGUAAUUUUCACUCAACUCACUCAAUCUUUUAAAUUAAGGCAUCACAUACAUCGAUCAUUUUAUAUUAACUUUAAGGUAACUGGCGAAUAACGCAGAUGUUGCUGAUUGAUAAGCUACCCGAAAAUCAGCGGCAAUGGAAGUGUGUAGUUACCAAUUUAUGUUUAAAUAAAUGUAAUAUUUGCUAAGCAAUAUAACACAACUCAUGUUAUCCACUGCCUAGGGCUAAGUUACUGCCGCUAGGAAAGCAAACUUGUAGCGGCAGGACCUUGUUAUUUUUUAACACGUAUGUAGCUGCAGCUAUCGGUGUCUGUUGAAAUUUGGAAAAUUUUCUAUUCAUCAAUGGUUAAUUUUGCGUAGUUAUUUAAUACAAAAGACAAUAUUAUUAAAGAUGAUGCACCUCUGUAUGUGGUAGAAUAGAAACGUUAUAUUAUAGGAACGUAAGUUGAUUUAUCAUUUGCAAAUGGCAACGAAUUUUUUGUUAGUUACACAUAACGUACAACAAGGGCGAUUAAUUAAAACUACCGUUCAGUUCCUUGGUACUGUAUGGACUGCCUAAACUGAUUAAAUGUUUUCUUCCUUAGAAUUACGCGUUGUUUUCUUGUUAAAUUUGUUGUCAUUUAUUAACCUUCAGUUCCUUCAGAUUAUGGUGUUCCAUUGAUUAAUCGUAACAAUAAUUCAGUAAUAGAUUUUACAUGAGAUAUCGUAGUGAAUUUCCAGGUACAUAAUAAAGGACAAAGCAAAAAUGUAUAAUGCGACGCUAAAUAAUUAAGCACAAAAGCAAUUCCAUUUAUUCCUCAAUCUCUUUGAGAGCUUCUAACUAACUGGGCCUCCCACUUUACCAGCGUCAACUGUAGAAAGCCGAUAGGCUAGAAACGAGUUAUUUUUCCACUCUAGUGUCCAUCUUGAUAUGUUUUCCGAUAACUCUUUGGAGGUCUAGUGCAAUAAGGUUGUGUAGUUAUUCUGCUUAUUACCAUGUUACGUUUAUGAGCAUAUUGUAUAGUGUUAUAUUGAUGGAAUAAAAACAGAACAAA